AUGGAGGGCGUGGGGAAGAUGCCCAGGAUGCGCGCCGCCUGUGUGGCCGCUGGGAGCCACAGCCCCAGGGCGAGCAGCAGCAAGGGCAGGCGCGCGAUCAGAGCUCCCAUGGCGGCUGGCGCUCUCUCCACUAGCACUCAGGCAUCUGCGCGCGGGGCUUUUUAUCUGCUCGAGCCUCUGCGCCUUGGUGUUGCUCGUGUUGGCCAACUUAAAAAUAUUGAAACAUGGUUUGUUAUGAAGAGUAAGAACACCAUUUGCAAAACUGCUCCACCAAUGUUUUAUUCAGGGUCGUCGUGCGUCGUGAUUGGUUCUUUGGGAGUCAUGGUGUGUCGUGAUUCGUCAGAUCAUGUGGUAGCGCUGGUGGCGAUGGCCGGGGUCUUGGUGCGGUCUGAUUGGUCGGGGGGCUGUUCUGAUUGGCUCCCGUCCAUAGCCUUAGAGAGACCGCUGAUAACAUUUUUUGCCGCUUCUCUUCUGAGCUCUGUGAUAGAGAAGGCGGCGCCUCCGUUGUUACGAGUUAGCUCUGAGGCGUUGAGUCCAGAUAUACUGCUUCGUGAUCAGUGCACGUGUUAUGUGGAGCAGCGCGAGCGCUGGCGUAGGGCCUUGGGUAAGGCAAGCGAACGCGGCGAAGUUUCGCUUAGCGUAAGCGGCCGGCGCGGAGGGAGCGGGCUUGCUACACUCGCGACGCGCUCGUCGGUGCGGGGCGGCGAGGAGCGGUUUGCCACAUCUCGAUAUGUGGAGAACCUGUGA
Gryllus bimaculatus (two-spotted cricket) is the source of this 747-nucleotide messenger RNA. NCBI's taxonomy places the organism in Eukaryota, Metazoa, Arthropoda, Insecta, Orthoptera, Gryllidae. The record is from the annotation of a GenBank genome assembly.